CACAGGCAGCUGUCGCACGCACACACAUACUCAAUCGUGAACGUUUGCGCAAAGAAAAAACAGCGAAAAUUACGGCGUCUGAAAAAUACGCGAAAAAUCCUUAAUUUUUUGAAAAUAUAUAUAAAAAUACACUUUUAAGAUGUCGAUUGGUGUACCUAUUAAAGUUCUGCACGAGGCUGAGGGCCACAUAAUCACUUGCGAGACAAUCACCGGCGAAGUCUACCGCGGCAAGCUCAUCGAGGCGGAGGACAAUAUGAAUUGCCAAAUGACACAAAUUACGGUUACCUAUCGGGAUGGACGCACGGCCAAUCUGGAGAAUGUUUAUAUACGCGGCUCGAAGAUACGUUUUCUCAUACUGCCCGACAUGUUAAAGAAUGCGCCGAUGUUUAAAAAGCAGACCGGCAAAGGGCUUGGUGGGACAGCCGGUCGCGGAAAAGCGGCAAUACUUCGAGCACAGGCUCGUGGUCGAGGCAGAGGAACUGGUCCUGCUGGCGGCGGUCGAGGCGGUGGUGGACCACCAGGUGCACCCGGUGGCGGCGGACGCGGCGCCUGGCAAGGCGGCCCUACAGGCGGACGUGGACGCGGCGGCUUGUAAGAGGCAACAACGGGAGGAGCACAUUCUACUAUAUAAUUUAAGGGAAUUUAAUCUUAGCGGGCGGGUCGCAAAACUAACAUGUUGAAAAUCUUAUUAUUUGUCAAGAAAACCAGACGGAGUAUAUGAAAAUUGAAUUUCAAAA
Messenger RNA from Drosophila virilis, 737 nucleotides. It is a transcript of the gene SmD3, whose product is annotated as small ribonucleoprotein particle protein SmD3. The record is from RefSeq and is a predicted model, not a curated record. Gene Ontology annotation, cellular component: commitment complex; U5 snRNP; spliceosomal tri-snRNP complex. Gene Ontology annotation, molecular function: RNA binding. NCBI's taxonomy places the organism in Eukaryota, Metazoa, Arthropoda, Insecta, Diptera, Drosophilidae. Gene Ontology annotation, biological process: RNA processing; spliceosomal snRNP assembly.